Molecule: messenger RNA, 16377 nt
Organism: Homarus americanus (American lobster)
Lineage: Eukaryota; Metazoa; Arthropoda; Malacostraca; Decapoda; Nephropidae
Gene: Dhc64C
Product: dynein heavy chain, cytoplasmic-like
Exons: 61
Coding region: 131-14125 (4664 amino acids)
Biological process (GO): microtubule-based movement
Cellular component (GO): dynein complex
Molecular function (GO): dynein light intermediate chain binding; ATP hydrolysis activity; dynein intermediate chain binding
Source: RefSeq, a predicted model, not a curated record
AUCUCUUACUCCCUGCAGUUAAGUGACUCAUUCACCCGCCUCCCUGCUCAGGUGACAACGACAGCGGUAGGAGGGUUCAGGAGGAAUAUACCGUUUACCCUUGUAUGCUGUGCACCUAACAAUUCCAGAGAUGGAUCCUGGAGAUGAAGGAGAUGGAGGGGGAGUUCUUGAAACAGUGGGGGCUGUAGCAGAGGUGGAUGCAGUCAUACGCUAUGUGAAACGAGUAGCUUCUGUUAUGCUGGAAGAUGAUGAUGAAGCAUCCUCUGAGCUUCAAGCUGCUCUCAACGCUCCACAGUAUCAAGAUGUUGUUCGAAAAUUUGUUGCAGACCCACAAGCAAAGUCACUUCUCGUCCAGAGAUCUGCCACCAAAGAAGAAACUGAAGAAGGCAGUGAGAUGGAAGAAGAAAAAGAUGUGGUGUUUCAUUUAUCAACUGGAGUACAUUUCUCCUCAAUAAAGAUGAACAGUAUCCUUUGUAUCAAGCGUGGUGGAGUGAUUGAAGCAGACAAAUCCAUAUCGUCCCAGAUACGAACCUUAAACCUGAGUGAUGGCUCUCCAUAUGAAACACUCCAUGCAAUUGUAGCAAAUGCUGUUGCUCCUUAUUUCAAAUCCUUUGUUAAAGAGUCCGGCAAAAUUGAAAGGGAUGGAGACAAGAUGGCACCAUCAGUUGAGAAAAAGAUUGCAGAGCUAGAAAUGGGUCUCCUGCACUUACAACAGAACAUUGAUAUUCCAGAUAUAUCUUUGCCCAUCCAUCCAACUGUUGCACAAGUUAUCAAGAAGUGUGCUGAUGAAGGAACACGUCCUAAAGUUGCUGACUUUGGUGAUAGAGUUGAAGAUUCAAAUUUCCUCAACCAGCUCCAAAAUGGAGUGGCUCGGUGGAUCAGGGAGAUACAGAAGGUAACAAAAUUGGAUAGAGACCCAUCAAGUGGCACAGCCUUACAAGAAAUCAGUUUCUGGCUCAACCUGGAGCGGGCCCUCCUCAAGAUACAAGAUAAGAGAGAGAGUUUAGAGGUGGCUCUCACUCUGGAUGUAUUGAAACAUGGAAAACGUUUCCAUGCCACCGUUUCUUUUGAUACUGAUACAGGUUUGAAGCAAGCUUUAGCAACAGUUAAUGAUUAUGCACCACUCAUGAAGGAUUUCCCAUUGAAUGACCUUUUGGCAGCAACUGAGCUGGAGAAAAUCCGCUCGGCUGUACAAGCCAUCUUUAACCACCUACGGAAGAUCAGAUCCACAAAGUAUCCUAUUCAGAGAGCCUUAAGACUGGUAGAGGCUAUAUCAAGAGAUUUGUCAUCCCAAAUCUUAAAAGUUUUGGGAACUCGCCGCCUCAUGCACAUUGCAUUUGAUGAGUUUGAAAAGGUGAUGAGCCAGUGCUUUGAUGUUUUUAUUACUUGGGAUGAUGAGUAUGAGAAACUUCAGGGCCUUCUACGGGAUAUUGUGAAGAAAAAGCGAGAUGAACAACUCAAGAUGGUGUGGCGUGUAUCUCCUGCUCAUAAGAAGUUGCAGUUACGCAUGGAACAGAUGCGCAAGUUCCGACGUCAGCAUGAGCAGCUGCGAACUGUUAUUGUUAGAGUUCUUCGUCCUACUGUAGUAAAGACAACAACUUUGGCAGAUGGUGACACUGCAGAACUCAAACCAGAGAUGGAUGCUGCUGAUUUGAAUGCUAUUGAAGAGGUGAAUCUAGCUUAUGAAAAUGUGAAAGAAGUUGAUGGACUGGAUAUAAGCAAAGAGGGCACAGAAAUGUGGGAAGCAGCUCUGAAGCGUUAUGAUGAGAGGAUUGACCGUGUGGAGACACGCAUAACAGCUCGUCUCAGAGACCAAUUGGGUACAGCAAAGAAUGCCAACGAGAUGUUUCGCAUAUUUUCUCGCUUCAACGCCUUGUUUGUGCGCCCUCACAUUCGAGGGGCCAUCAGAGAAUAUCAAACACAGCUCAUUCAGCGAGUGAAGGAUGAUAUUGAGAGUCUACAUGAAAAAUUUAAGGUCCAGUAUCCUCAAAGCAAGUCAUGUAGAAUGAGUCAUGUUCGAGACAUACCUCCUGUGUCAGGUUCCAUUAUAUGGGCCAAGCAAAUUGAUCGACAGCUUACUGCUUACAUGAGGCGAGUUGAGGAUGUCUUGGGUAAAGGCUGGGAGAGUCACGUUGAAGGACAGAAACUCAAGGGAGAUGGAGACUCCUUUAGGCUCAAACUGAACACUCAAGACAUUUUUGAUGACUGGGCAAGAAAGGUUCAGCAACGUAACUUAGGUGUGUCUGGCCGCAUCUUUGCAAUUGAAAUGCAUCGCUCAAAGACUGGCAAAGGAAAUGAAUGCAAAUUGAAAGUAAAUUUCCUGCCUGAGAUCAUCACUCUUUCUAAGGAGGUGCGGAACCUGAAAAACCUUGGCUUCAGAGUGCCCCUAGCUAUUGUCAACAAGGCACAUCAAGCCAACCAGCUGUAUCCGUUUGCAAUCUCCCUCAUAGAGAGCGUCCGCACCUACGAGAGAACUCUGGAGAAGCUGUUGUCGCGGGGUGGACCACACAGCCCUGCCAUCAAAGCGUCCUUGUUGAUGGAAGACAAGACCAACAUUUUGCUGCUUGUAGCUGGAAUGCGGAAGGAAGUUCAGGGGCUUGUUUCAGAGGGUAUGUCAUUGGUCUGGGAGUCUUACAAACUAGAUCCAUAUGUGCAACGUCUUGCUGAGUGUGUCUUCAGCUUCCAAGAGAAGGUGGAUGACUUGUUAGUGCUGGAAGAGCAGCUGGAUAUUGAUGUGAGGUCCCUUGAUACAUGCCAGUAUGCACAUUUCACUUUUGCUGAGAUUCUCAACAAGAUCCAGAAGGCCGUAGAUGACCUGUCUCUCCACCAGUACUCAAACCUUCACAUUUGGGUACAACGACUAGAUGAACAGGUUGAGAAGAAAUUGGCUGGGCGACUUCAGGCUGGUAUGCAGGCAUGGACUGCAGCACUGCAGGGACAGAGGCAAAAGGAUGAGGAUAUUGACAUUCCUAUGGAUACUGACACACCAGACAAACCAACUCACAAGCCAGGAGGAGAUCCAAAGAUUACUCAAGUUGUGCAAGAAGUUCGUAUCACCAACCAGACCAUGUAUAUGCAUCCGACUAUUGAAGAAGCUCGUUAUCAAAUCAUGCAGCAGUUCUUCAGCUGGCAGGCAAUUGUGACUAGCCAAAAUCGUAUCCAGAGUACACGUUACCAGGUUGGCUUAGAUCGCCCAACUGCUCAGGUGUACAGGAAUUUACUUAUUAAAUUGCCUGAUGAACACGUGUACAUUAAGGCUGCCUAUCAUGCUGUAGACAUGGUUGUAUUUGAAGUGACCAACUAUGUGAAGGAAUGGCUUCAGUAUCAAGCUCUCUGGGACUUGCAGCCUGAUCACCUAUAUGGACAGUUGGGAGAUGAUGUUUCUAAAUGGAUGAAGCUGUUGCAAGACAUCAAACAGUGCCGAACAACCUUUGAUACUUCAGAUACAAGACGCAGCUUUGGCCCCAUUGUUGUUGAUUACACAAAGGUUCAGAGCAAAGUGUCUCUUAAGUAUGAUUCAUGGCAUAAAGAUGUCCUUAGCAAAUUUGGUCAACUUCUUGGCCAAGAGAUGACACACUUCCAUGCACAGGUGUCGAAGAGUAGGAGUGAAUUAGAACAACAGAGUAUUGAUGCUGCAAGUACUUCUGAUGCUGUAACACUCAUCACAUAUGUACAAUCAUUGAAACGCAAGAUGAAAUCCUGGGAGAAACACGUUGACAUGUACAAAGAGGGUCAGCGCAUUUUGGAGCGCCAGAGGUUCCAGUUCCCUAAUCAGUGGCUUCAUGUUGAUAACAUUGAAGGUGAAUGGGGUGCCUUUAAUGAGAUCAUUCGACGUAAAGAUUCGAGCAUCCAGACACAGGUGGCAUCUUUGCAACUUAAGAUUGUUGCCGAGGACAAAGCUGUGGAAUCACGAACCAAUGAUUUCCUCCAAGAUUGGGAGCAUGGAAAACCAGUGGAAGGACACUUGCGUCCAGAUGAAGCUCUGCAACGUCUCAUACUGUAUGAGAGCAAGUUUACACGUCUGAAGGAUGAUCGUGAUAAUGUUGCUAAGGCAAAGGAAGCCCUUGAACUACAGGAGCCAGGUGCCCUCAAUACAUCGGAAGACCGAAUGACUGUGGCAUUUGAGGAACUCCAAGAUCUAAAGGGAGUUUGGGCUGAGCUGGCCAAGAUCUGGGAGCAGAUUGAUGAAAUGAAGGAGAAGCCCUGGCUGUCUGUACAGCCUCGUAAGCUUCGAGCCCAGCUGGAUCACCUUCUUACCCAGUUGAAAGACCUGCCUGCUCGACUGCGUCAGUAUUCGAGCUAUGAGUUUGUGAAGAGACUUCUGCAGGGUUACACCAAGGUUAAUAUGACCAUUGUUGAAUUGAAGAGCGAUGCCCUCAAGGAACGGCAUUGGAAGACAUUGAUGAGACAGCUACAUGUCAACUGGGUGUUGAGUGAUCUAACCUUAGGUCAGGUGUGGGAUAUUGACCUGGUGAAGAAUGAGGCUGUCAUAAAGAAUGUCAUCAUCACUGCUCAAGGAGAAAUGGCUCUGGAAGAGUUCCUGAAACAAGUACGAGAAUCUUGGCAGAGCUACGAACUAGACCUCAUCAACUACCAGAACAAGUGUAAAUUGAUUCGUGGCUGGGAUGAUCUCUUCAACAAAGUUAAGGAGCACAUUAAUUCUGUUGCAGCCAUGAAACUGUCUCCAUACUACAGAGAGUUUGAAGAGGAAGCACUCACAUGGGAAGAGAAGCUGAACCGCAUCAAUGCUGUAUUUGAUGUAUGGAUUGAUGUCCAGCGACGAUGGGUGUAUCUAGAAGGAAUUUUCUCUGGCUCUUCAGACAUUAAAGCCCUUUUGCCAGUUGAGACUUCACGUUUUGGCAGCAUUAGCACAGAAUUUCUGAACCUGAUGAAAAAAGUGAGCAAAUCUCCAAUGGUCAUGGAUGUGCUGAACAUUCAAGGUGUCCAGCGUUCCUUGGAGCGCUUGGCUGACCUCUUGGGCAAGAUCCAAAAGGCUCUUGGCGAGUAUUUGGAACGAGAAAGAUCUUCAUUCCCAAGGUUCUACUUUGUGGGAGAUGAGGAUCUGCUGGAGAUAAUCGGCAACAGUAAGAACAUCCCACGGCUGCAGAAGCACUUCAAGAAAAUGUUUGCAGGUGUCACUGCUAUUAGUCUUGAUGAAAGUGAAACUGUUGUCACUGGUAUUGCUUCUCGGGAAGGUGAAGUGGUACCGUUCAACAAAGUGGUGUCAACUGUGAACUAUCCAAAGAUUAAUGAGUGGCUCAAGCAAGUAGAAAAUGAGAUGAGGAUGACACUUGCACAGAAUUUAGCAUCUGCUGUCGCAGAUAUCAAGCAGUUUAAACAUGGUCCUGUUGACACUGGAAGCUACCUUCAGUGGUGUGACAAAUACCAGGCACAGCUUGUUGUAUUGGCUGCACAGAUCUCUUGGAGUGAAGAGGUGGAAGCUGGACUGUGUGCAGCUGCCAAUGGUGACAUGAUUCCGAUGCAACAAACCCUUGUUCAGGUGGAAGCAACUCUGAAUGUAUUGGCUGAUUCUGUUCUCCAGGAACAGCCUCUUCUGCGCCGCAAGAAGUUAGAACACCUGAUCAGUGAAUUUGUUCACAAGAGAACAGUGACGAGAAACCUUAUCAAGAACAGGGUGGUGAAUCCAAAGUCAUUUGACUGGCUUUGUCAGAUGCGUUUCUACUUUGACCCCAAGCAGAAUGAUCCACUGAAGCAAUUGAGCAUUCACAUGGCCAAUGCCAAGUUCAACUAUGGAUUUGAGUAUCUUGGUGUGCAGGACAAACUUGUUCAGACCCCAUUGACAGACCGAUGCUAUCUCACCAUGACACAAGCUCUUGAAGCACGCUUAGGAGGGUCACCCUUUGGACCGGCUGGUACUGGUAAAACAGAGUCAGUCAAGGCACUGGGUAACCAGUUGGGUCGCUUUGUGUUAGUCUUCAACUGUGAUGAGACCUUUGACUUCCAAGCAAUGGGCCGUAUCUUUGUUGGACUCUGCCAGGUUGGGGCGUGGGGAUGCUUUGAUGAGUUCAACCGUCUGGAAGAGAGGAUGUUGUCAGCUGUGUCUCAGCAAGUACAGACUAUACAGGAAGCACUGAAAGAGAAAGCUGGAGAAAAGACUGGUACUCAAGUCUUCACUGUAGAAUUGGUGGGCAAGCAGGUGAAGGUUUCAACAGAUAUGGCCAUCUUCAUCACCAUGAAUCCUGGUUACGCUGGCCGGUCUAAUCUUCCAGAUAACCUCAAGAAGCUAUUCCGUUCCCUUGCUAUGACCACACCUGACAGACAGCUUAUUGCUGAGGUCAUGCUCUUCAGUCAAGGCUUCAGAUCAGCUGAAAAGCUUGCCAGCAAAAUUGUUCCCUUCUUCAAACUUUGUGAUGAGCAGUUAUCCAAUCAGUCUCAUUAUGACUUUGGUUUACGAGCCUUGAAGUCAGUCCUAGUGUCUGCCGGCAAUGUCAAACGUGAUCGCAUCCAGCGCAUCAAGGAAGAUCUAAGGAGUAGAGAAGAUGCCAUCAUAGAUGAAGGAACCAUUGCUGAGAAUCUUCCUGAGCAAGAGAUUCUGAUACAGAGUGUAUGUGAAACCAUGGUGCCCAAACUUGUAGCAGAGGACAUUCCUCUGCUCUUCUCUCUGCUCUCUGAUGUAUUCCCAGGCAUCGAGUACACACGUGCCCAAAUGACGGGACUGAAAGAAGAGAUCAGAAAGGUGUGUGCAGAGCAGUUCCUGGUGUGUGGAGAGGGAGAAGAACAAGGAGCUCAUUGGAUGGAGAAGGGGAGUUACCCUGGGGAGGGCUGGUGUGAGAAGGUGCUUCAGUUGUACCAGAUAAGCAACUUGAACCAUGGCUUGAUGAUGGUGGGCCCAAGUGGCUCAGGAAAGUCUACUGCUUGGCGUGUCCUUCUCAGAGCCCUUGAACGCUUUGAGGGAACAGAAGGUGUGGCUCAUGUUAUAGACCCUAAGGCAAUGAGCAAAGAAGCUCUGUAUGGUGUCCUUGAUCCCAACACUCGAGAAUGGACAGAUGGUCUCUUUACCCAUAUUCUAAGGAAAAUUAUUGACAAUGUACGUGGAGAGAUCAACAAGCGGCAGUGGAUAAUCUUCGAUGGGGAUGUUGACCCAGAGUGGGUAGAGAACCUGAACUCUGUACUGGAUGACAACAAACUACUCACACUACCUAAUGGAGAACGAUUGUCAAUUCCACCAAAUGUCCGCAUCAUGUUUGAGGUACAAGAUCUCAAGUACGCAACACUAGCGACUGUGUCUCGUUGUGGCAUGGUGUGGUUCUCUGAGGAUGUGCUGUCAGUGGAGAUGAUCUUUGAAAACUUCAUGCUUCGCCUUUCCAACAUUCCUGUAGAGGAGACAGAAGAAGAUGCCGCCUUUAUAAAGAAAACUGAAAAGAAGAAAGAUGAUGAUAUUACCCCAACACUACAGGUUCAGCGGGAUGUGACUGCUAUCCUAUCACCACACUUAACACCUGAUGGUUUGGUUGUAAAAUGUCUAGAGUAUGCCAACAACAACUUGGAGCACAUCAUGGACUUCACUCGUAUGCGUGCCCUCUCUUCACUUUUUGCUCUUUUGAAUCAAGCCGUCAGGAAUGUCGUGCAGUACAAUAAUACCCAUCCAGACUUUCCUAUGCAGGCAGAUCAACUUGAAAGGUAUAUUCCAAAGUGUUUGAUACAUUCACUUCUCUGGAGCUUUGCUGGAGAUGGCAAAUUAAAGGCACGUAGUGAUAUGGGUGACUUUAUUCGUGACUGUACCACUAUACCUCUACCACCCAACACCAACACACCUAUUAUUGACUAUGAGGUAGCCAUUAGUGGAGAAUGGAUGUUGUGGUCCACUAAAGUUCCCAGCAUGGAAGUAGAAACACACAAGGUAGCUGCACCAGAUGUAGUGGUGCCCACAGUUGACACAGUGCGCCACGAAGCCCUUCUUUACACGUGGCUUGCUGAACAUAAGCCAUUAGUUCUCUGUGGUCCUCCUGGGUCAGGUAAAACUAUGACCCUUUUCUCUGCCCUGAGAGCAUUGCCCGACUUGGAAGUUGUUGGCCUCAACUUCUCCAGUGCAACUUCCCCAGAACUGCUGCUCAAGACAUUUGACCACUACUGUGAAUACCGUAAAACACCAAAUGGUAUAAUUUUAUCACCAGUUCAGUUGGGCAAGUGGCUCGUUGUGUUCUGUGAUGAGAUUAACUUGCCAGACAUGGACAAGUAUGGCACCCAGCGAGUCAUUAGCUUCCUCCGACAGAUGGUGGAACAUGGUGGAUUUUAUCGAGUGUCAGACCAAGCAUGGGUGAAACUAGAACGUAUCCAGUUUGUUGGUGCUUGCAAUCCUCCAACUGACCCUGGUCGAAAGCCCUUGUCUUACCGCUUCUUACGUCAUGUUCCUGUUGUGUAUGUGGACUAUCCUGGAGAGACUUCUCUGAAACAGAUCUAUGGCACUUUCAACAGGGCUAUGCUGCGAAUCAUUCCAUCCCUCAGGUCAUAUGCAGAUCCACUGACAAAUGCUAUGGUAGAGUUUUACCUGCAAUCCCAAGAGCGGUUUACUCAAGAUAUGCAACCUCACUAUGUUUACUCUCCACGAGAGAUGACUCGUUGGGUUCGAGGAAUUUGUGAGGCAAUAAGACCACUUGAGACACUGGAUGUUGAGGGUCUAGUGAGACUGUGGGCUCAUGAAGCACUGCGCCUCUUCCAUGACCGUUUGGUCACAGAUGAAGAACGCAAAUGGACCAAUGAGAAUGUUGAUGCCAUUGCACUAAAGCAUUUCCCGAACAUUGAUCGUGACAGAGCAAUGCACCGCCCCAUCCUAUACUCCAACUGGUUAUCCAAAGAUUAUCUUCCUGUCGAUCAGGAGGAACUCAGGGACUAUGUCAAGGCCAGGCUGAAGGUAUUCUAUGAAGAGGAAUUGGAUGUGCCUUUGGUACUGUUCAAUGAGGUGUUGGAUCAUGUACUUCGUAUUGAUCGUAUCUUCCGCCAACCACAGGGCCACUUGUUACUCAUUGGAGCUUCAGGUGCUGGCAAAACCACACUAUCACGCUUUGUUGCUUGGAUGAAUGGACUGUCAAUCUUCCAGAUCAAGGUUCACAACAAAUACACACCAGAAGAUUUUGAUGAGGAUUUGAGGGCUGUUCUGCGGCGCUCUGGCUGUAAGGAUGAGAAGAUUUGCUUUAUUCUUGAUGAAUCGAAUGUACUCGACUCCUCCUUCCUGGAACGCAUGAACACACUCUUAGCCAAUGGAGAAGUGCCAGGAUUAUUUGAGGGUGAUGAAUACACAACACUUAUGACACAAUGUAAAGAAGGAAGUCAGCGAGAAGGCCUAAUGCUUGACUCGAGUGAAGAGCUUUACAAAUGGUUCACUGGACAAGUUAUGCGGAAUCUUCAUGUUGUAUUCACUAUGAACCCAUCCACAGAUGGACUAAAGGACCGAGCUGCUACUUCCCCAGCCUUGUUCAACAGGUGUGUACUCAACUGGUUUGGAGAUUGGUCUAAUGGUGCCUUGUUCCAAGUUGGCAAGGAAUUCACUAAUCGUAUUGACCUGGGGAAGAUGAAUUGGACCCCUCCAGACUAUUUCCCUGUUGCCUAUGAAAGUCUACCUGUACCUCCAUCUCACCGUGAUGCCAUCAUCAAUGCCUUUGUGCAUGUACAUCAGACACUCCACCGAGCAAAUACUCGUUUGGCCAAGAGAGGAAGCACAGUGAUGGCUAUUACUCCAAGACACUAUCUAGACUUCAUUAACCACUUUGUAAAGCUGUAUAAUGAGAAGAGAUCUGAACUUGAAGAGCAACAGCUUCAUCUGAAUGUUGGUUUAGGCAAAAUAGCCGAGACAGUUGAACAGGUGGAACAAAUGCAAAAAUCUUUGGCCAUCAAAAAUCAGGAACUUCAAGCUAAAAAUGAAGCAGCCAAUUUGAAGUUGAAGCAGAUGGUCAAAGACCAGCAAGAAGCAGAAAAACAGAAAGUUGCCAGUCAAGAACUUCAAGAACAGCUUGAAGCCCAAACAGAAGGCAUCAGUAUCAAACGUGAAGAGGUCAUGAAAGAUCUGAGUAAGGUGGAACCUGCUGUGCAAGAUGCUCAGAAUGCUGUCAAGAGUAUCAAGAAGCAACAUUUGGUUGAAGUUCGAUCAAUGGCUAAUCCUCCACCAAUGGUUAAGUUAGCUCUGGAGUCCAUCUGUCUUCUUCUUGGUGAAGCUACUUCAGACUGGAAGACAAUCAAGUCAAUUAUUAUGAAAGAUAACUUUAUUAAUACUGUUGUUAAUUUCAACACUGAUGACUUGAUGGAUGAUAUUAGAGAAAAGAUGAAGCAUAGGUACCUAAGUAAUCCAGACUACAACUUUGAAAAAGUCAAUCGUGCCUCUUUGGCUUGUGGCCCAAUGGUGAAGUGGGCCAUAGCUCAAAUAGAAUUUGCUGACAUGCUGAAGAGGGUGGAGCCUUUAAGAAAUGAGUUGCGUAGCUUAGAAAAUAUGGCAGACGAGAACAAGAAAAAGCAUGAAGACGUGAAAACACUCAUCGAUCGCCUUGAGCGCUCCAUUGCUGCCUAUAAGGAUGAGUAUGCUGUACUCAUUUCUCAAGCCCAAGCCAUCAAAACAGAUCUUGAGAAUGUACAGGCCAAGGUUGACCGUUCCAUGGCUCUUAUAAGAAAUCUUAGUAUUGAGAAGGAUCGCUGGGCUGCAACAUCAGAUACAUUCAAGUUCCAAAUGUCAACAAUUAUUGGUGAUGUGUUAUUAUCAUCUGCAUUCCUAGCUUAUGGUGGAUACUUUGACCAGCAGUUCCGUGAGAACCUUUUCACAAAUUGGUGUCAUCAUCUCCAACAAGCAAGUAUCCAAUUCCGUGGAGAUAUUGCUCGAACUGAGUAUUUGUCGAAUCCAGACGAGAGACUGAGAUGGCAGGCAAAUGCCCUUCCAGCAGAUGAACUCUGUACAGAGAAUGCCAUUAUGCUAAACAGAUUCAAUAGGUACCCACUGAUCAUUGAUCCAUCUGGUCAGGCCACAGAGUUCAUCAUGAAUGAGUUCAAGGACAAGAAAAUUACUAGAACCAGCUUCCUGGAUGACUCCUUCAGAAAGAAUCUCGAAUCUGCUCUCCGAUUUGGUAAUCCACUUUUGGUUCAAGAUGUUGAAAAUUAUGAUCCAAUUCUCAACCCUGUACUAAAUCGCGAACUUCGCAGGACUGGAGGACGCGUACUCAUAACUCUGGGAGACCAGGAUAUUGAUUUAUCCCCGGCAUUUACCAUCUUCCUGUCCACUCGUGACCCAACUGUGGAGUUCCCGCCUGACAUUUGCUCGCGUGUCACAUUUGUUAAUUUCACUGUGACAAGAUCAUCACUUCAGUCUCAGUGCUUGAACCAAGUUCUGAAGGCAGAACGUCCGGAUAUUGAUGACAAGAGGUCCAAUUUGCUCAAACUGCAGGGUGAGUUCCAACUUCGCUUAAGGCAAUUGGAGAAAAACCUGUUGCAAGUACUAAAUGAUGCUAAGGGCCAGAUUUUGGAUGAUGAUUCUGUAAUCACAACUCUGGAGACUCUCAAGAAGGAAGCAGCUGACAUUUCAUUGAAAGUGCAAGAAACAGACAAGACUAUGCAUGAGAUUGAAAUGGUAUCUCAGCAGUAUCUGCCACUGUCUUCGGCAUGUUCAAGUAUCUAUUUCACAUUGGAUGCUCUCCAUCAAGUUCACUUCUUGUACCAGUACUCCUUGCACUUCUUCCUUGAUGUGUUCACUGAUGUUCUUUCCAACAAUCCAAACAUCAAGGACCAAACUGAUUAUGCACGCAGAUUGUCAAUCAUAACCAAUGAUCUCUUCCGGCUGACAUAUAUGCGUGUAGCACGUGGUAUGCUGCACACUGACCAGAUUGUCUUUGCUGUAUUGUUGGCUCGCAUCCGUCUCCGUGGUGUCACAUCUGAGAGUUCAUAUGACUCUGAGUUCCAAUUCCUGUUGAAGAGUAAAGAGGGUCUCUUGAACUCGACCAUAUCUGCAAUGGCCGGCCUUACACCAGAACAAACAGAUUCCAUGUUGAGGCUGAGUAACAAAGUACAUGCUUUUGGCAAUGUGGAUCGAUUUGUGGGUAACAAGGACUUCCAAGGUUGGCUUGAAUCUGAUUCUCCUGAAGUAAAUGUUCCAAACGUCUGGGAGACAGAGAAACAGCUCACACCAGUUGGUCAGUCCGUAUACCAAGUGUUGGCUAUCCAGGCAUUCAGACCUGAUGGGUUAUGUGCUGCAAUUAGUGUCUUUGUAAACAAUGUUCUGGGUGAUGGUUUCUUAGCCAUUGGUGAACGUGAAGUUGACAUGGCAGGAGUUGUUGAGAAUGAAGUUAAGGCCAGUACUCCAGUACUCAUGUGUGCUGUCCAGGGCUUUGAUGCCUCUGCUAGAAUUGAUGACUUGGCUGCUGAGCUGAAUAAACCAAUCACAGCCAUAGCAAUAGGAUCAGCUGAAGGCUUCAACCAAGCAGACAAAGCAAUUAAUUCUGCUGUUAAAAAUGGCAGGUGGGUGAUGCUUAAGAAUGUACAUCUGGCUCCUGCUUGGCUUGUGCAAUUGGAGAAGAAAUUGCAUUCACUUCACCCUCACCCACAGUUCCGUCUCUUCCUUACAAUGGAAAUAUCUCCACGUUUGCCUGUCAACCUCCUGCGUGCUGGUCGUGUGUUUGUCUUUGAGCCACCACCCGGUGUACGGGCUAAUUUGAUGCGAACCUUUAGUACAGUACCAGCAUCACGCAUGAUGCGUGCUCCCAGUGAACGAGCACGUCUGUACUUUAUCUUGGCCUGGUUCCAUGCCAUCACACAAGAACGUCUACGCUAUGCACCACUUGGUUGGGCCAAAUAUUAUGAGUUCAAUGAGUCGGACUUGAGGGUGGCAUGUGACACCCUUGACACUUGGAUUGAGGCAACAGCAAUGGGACGGACUAAUCUUCCACCAGAGAAAGUACCAUGGGAUGCCUUGGCCACUUUAAUGUCACAGUGCAUCUAUGGUGGCAAAAUUGAUAAUGAGUUUGACCAGAGACUCUUGACUUCAUUCCUCGCUAAACUGUUUACACCAAGGAGCUUUGACCCAGAUUUCCCACUUGUCUGCAAUGUUGAUGGUCAUGAAGGGCAGAAUAUCACCAUGCCGGAUGGGAUCAGAAGAGACCAGUUCCUACACUGGGUUGAAUCUCUCAGUGAUCGCCAGUCUCCAUCCUGGCUGGGACUGCCAAACAAUGCUGAGAAGGUCCUCCUCACCACCAAAGGUACUGACAUGCUCAGCAAAUUGUUAAAGAUGCAGGUACUGGAGGAUGAUGAUGAGUUAGCAUAUGGAGGAGAUGAAACACCUGGCACUGAGCGCAAAGAUGUGGAGGGUCGACCUUCUUGGAUGGUGACACUUCAACAGUCUGCUGUGACUUGGCUCUCCCACCUGCCUGAAUCGGUUAACACAUUACGUCGCACUUUAGAUAACAUCAAGGAUCCCUUGUAUCGUUACUUUGAACGCGAGGUCAAUUCUGGAGCCAAAUUACUUCGUAUUGUGAGGAGUGAUCUUUGUGACGUUAUUCUCAUAUGUAAGGGUGAGAAAAAGCAAACAAAUUACCACCGAACAAUGGUGAGUCAGCUGGUAAAGGGCAUCAUCCCUGACCAGUGGAAGGCUUACACAGUGCCACGUGGGGCAACCGUUAUUCAGUGGGUAACAGACUUUUCACAGAGAGUAAGACAACUUCAAGAGAUCUCUCAGCAGGUUGCACAGUUUGGUGCCACAGAACUCAAGAAUGUUACAGUUUGGCUUGGAGGGCUCUUCAAUCCAGAAGCUUACAUUACAGCUACUCGUCAGUGUGUUGCUCAGGCUAACUCCUGGUCAUUAGAGGAACUUAUGCUUGAUGUUUCAAUUGCCGAUUCAGAAGGCCAGGUUACCUCUCGUGGAGGAUUUAACGUCAAAGGUCUGAAGCUUCAGGGUGCUGUAUGUGUGGAAAAUUUCUUACAACUGACUCAAACAAUCAUGACUGAUCUAGCCAUGGUUACCCUUCAUUGGGUACAUGUUGAGGUCACUGAAAAUGACAAGAUAACUUUGCCUGUGUACCUCAAUGCCACCAGGACAGACAUUCUCUUCACUGUGGAUCUCAACAUGGCUGCUAACCAGAGUCCCCACAGCUUCUAUGAGAGAGGUGUAGCUCUUUUGGCAUCUAUCAAUCUUAACUAAAAUCCAUACGAAACCAAUAUACAGUAGGUAGGUUUUUCUUUGUUUGCACUGGGUUAACUGAAACCUAAAUUGAUUUUUAAUAAUUAUUAGUUUUAGUAUAAACUAUCAUGCACUUGUAAAGGCCAAAUAGGAUCUUUGAUGAUAGACUGCUACACCAAUCUAUUCUGAGGUAAUGUUUGAGGAUGAAAUGUAUCUAAAUACUGUAUAACCAUAAAUUAUUUUAAGUACAAUGGAAUGGUGGAAUGUUUGGAGGUUCCUUCUCACAACUAAAGAAUAAAACAAGAGUGAAGAAUUAAUGUAUAAUGAGAAUAAUUUUUUAUUUGUUUUAAUGUGAAUGAUAUGAUGAAACAAUCAAAAACUGUAUUGAUGUUUAUUAUAAAGGUAAAACCUGGGAAUGAAUAGUUUAGAAGCCACCAAUUUACACCACAAUGUAAUCUUACAUGUAAAUUUAUCUAUUUUUCCAUGUAAGUCAUCUCCUUUGAAGCUAUAUACAGUAUAUAAUUAUAAAAACGUCUUCACGUUCAUAAACACUGGGCAUUUCAAUAAACUUGGCAGCAUCCUUAUACGGUAUAAAAACAAUUAUCUAUGAUAACAUUGACUAAGUAUUUAAUAAAAAUCAAAAGGUAAAAGUUUGAUAAGAAACUCGGUGGAUUUUUUAGUAAUGUAUACAUAUAACACAUUUGAGAAUACAAAUACAGUAUAAAUAACCACACAAAUGCAAAUAUUUAAUUACUGGUAUUUCAGAUAAACUUUCCGAAAGAUUUGACUUUCACUUGAGUGUGUUAGUGUACCGAGCUUCACGUGAUUCAUAGAUGGACACUUCCAUGAAGGACCCAGUUAAUGAUGGCCAAGGCUCUGGGGAAGAUAUCACUCCCCCUCUUGUGGGUGGGACUUCUGGAAUCAUUUGGUGACAAACGUCAAUAAGGUAUUCCUCAACGGUUACUUUAGCCAUCACCCUGUUACCUUUAUGCUUCAUAACCAGAGCGAGUUGUUUAUUUGUUAACAUUUUAAUGCGGCGCCAUAGUCUCUCAUUCUCCUCAUUCACUAUUAUGGGCACAGCAGAGGAGUACAUAUUCUUUUGUUGAUGUGCACUAGCUGGACUAGCUCUUUCUCUUCACUAGUUUGGCCACUUUUCAUUUUCAAUCCUAAUCUAUUCAGAUUAUCCUGGAUCCCUAAGAGAGCAGCUUCUCAUUUUGCAAAACUAGUUGCCAACUCUUCAGUAACGCAUGAGCCUGCUGGUACUGGGUGUCAUGUUCUUUCCUUUCUGUCUGGUUCACCAACUUCAUUCUCGGAGAACACUCGCUCUUCAUCUUCAAGGGGCUGAUUUUGUGGCGAGAUUUAACAUUCACUAUGAGAGAGGAAGGUGGGUUCUCCUAAAGGUAUUUAGCAACAGGAUUUUCAAUAUAAAUACCACGCUUGAAGUGUAACAUGUUGAUUUUGAAAGGUGAGGAAGAUGGGGUCUUACCUUUAAUUGAGUCUGGGUGCUUCUUUCCUUGAGUGUAUUGCUUGAUUAGAUGGUCGUUUCAUUGUAAAUUUACCAGUUUUAUAGGGAGUUGCUCGGGGGUGGAAGACUGGAGUAUGGUGUAGGCCGUUUCUUAGUAUAUUAGAUGUUUUCUGUAUUGUUGGAGUGUGAGGUUGGGAUCUGGUAACUGACCGAGGCAAUUUUGGUGUAGUGGCUGGUGACUGGCCAGGUCUUGAAAUCUUCAGAAGCUUUGUUGAAGAUCCUGAGUUUACCAAACCAAAUCCAAUGGGAGGUUCUUAGGAAGGAGUCUUGCCAUUGGACCUAAUUACACUCGGCUGUUUUGAAGUAUAAAAUUUGAUCUUUGCUUAACCCGUUUUGUUGUUAUUUUGGAAGCCGAGGAAUUUGUCUUGUGGUGGACAUUAAUAAGUACUGUUUCCUUGGCCCUCGCAGCAAAAGAUUUAGGUAUGCUGUUCGGGGGAGUUGGAACUCCUCUGUAGUCCGGUUGACCUCUCGCCCCCAUACACCUGAUGUUCAGGUUGUUGGCAGACAUGAUAUUCCCCUAAUAAACUUAUUAUAUUACUAUUGUGUGUAUAUUAUUGUAAAUAAAUAUCCUGAGUACCUAUUUGGCCUUCACAAGUGGAUAGAGAAGUAGGACUAGAGUCAUACCAAUACGUAGUCUAUGUGAUCAGAAUGUAUAGAGCACUAUCAGGUCUGUAUUUUGCCAUACAAUUAUUUAAAAUGUAUUAUUCCCAGUUGCUGUAAGUCAUUUUAAAUAAAUUUCAUUCCAUUA